CGGGCUGCAGGCGUGGGCAGCCUCUGAGCAUGGGGCUGAAUGGCGGAGAGUGUCCUGGCGCUGUGGGGCUGGGUGCUGCUGAGCCGGGGAGCCGGGCGCUGUGGAGCCACCGGAGGGUGCCACAGGGCUGCGCCUGGGUGCCCGGGCCUGGCAGGGGAAGGCCUCCUCUUUGCCUGGGGUGGGGCCAAAUGCAAGGAUCCCCACCCCUCGGCUGUGAGGUUGGCAGUGCUCUUGUCUGUGCUGGGGGCUGCUGUCCCAUUCCCCUGGGCUCGGUGCCCCGCGGGGAUGUGGGGACGGCCAUGGACAGGGCGAGGGCUGGAUCCCAGUGCCCGGCUGGGCAGGGGAAAGUUUUGUGACUCUACUGGAGCCUCAUCUCUGUGGUUGUGCUGCUGUCUUCAGGCAGCUGCCUGGGGACAGUGGGUCUUGCUCUGGAGCAGGCUGGCUGCCUCCCCUGUGGGUUCCCUGCCCAGCAGCUGCCACUGUUGUAGGUGAGGAAGCUUCUCGGGGGGCAGGAAGGUGCUGUGUCUUUGGAGGAAAGGGCUGACCUCAACACCCGCUUCUGGCAGUAUUUUGUCUUUUAUCACACUGACAGCACAGGGAUGUGCACCAAAAACCUGCAUGUCAGGAAGCUGUUGCUCCGCUUUGCACCUGCUGAGUGUCAAAGAAAAGCUCUUGGCAAACCAAAGGGGAAAUGUGGAGAAAAGGGUGAUGCAGGCGUUUGCAUAUCCCACCUGUCCCAUACCAGGGCAGGAGCCAUGCCUGUGACCUGGAAUGGGCUGCUGGGUCUGGGGUCCUCAUAUCCAGCACAUCCCAACCUUGGGGUCACUCCUCAGGCAGGGUGGGGGAGAGCCCUGUCUCCUUUAGGCUCUGGAUGCUGCAGCUUCUGCCCUCACCCUCCCUGCUGCUCCCCAGGGGCUGUGUUGGUGGGCAGAGCAGUGCAGAGAGACGAUCCUGCUGGAGGGACUCUGAGCUCUGGCACCAGAGCCUGGCACCAGGCCAGGGCGAGUGCUUGGCCCAGGCUCAAAACGUGCCUUGGCAAGACCCUGGGGCAGCCUUGCUGCUUAAUAUUGAUGGCUAUUGCCUGCACGGGUGCCUGGGGGCCCCAGCCCUGCAGAUCGUUUUCCCAUGUGCUGGGCCAGAUCGGGUUCCUCGUCACUCCCAGCAAAGCUCUCAGGCAGGACAAGGGGCUCAGCAGGCAGGGGACCACUGGCUAUGGGCUGUUCCUGGGCCUCUCAUUUGCUGGUGCGUGGCACUGUUCGAGGAUGCAGGCGAGGAGAAAGAGGAAGUGUUGGGACUCCUGGAGUGAGGUUGGGGGAGCAGCCUCUGCAACUUGGUCCAGAAGUUGAGGUGAAGGGAAGUAGCAUCCUUCACUUUAGGGAGGGACUAGGGGAGGAGGGGUAAUCCUUUACUGGCUCCUCCACAUUUUCCUUGUGCGAAUUCCCCUGUUCAUGAACAUGUUGGGAAGGGCUGAAAUCAUCCCUGGAAAUGGCCCAGCAUCCUGGAUGUUCAUGCCUUCUCUGGUUUCCUUUGAGUCAGACUCUCCGUGUCACUCCCCCGGCCCCCUCCCCGCUGGGAAAGACGAGAUGGGACCAGAGAGCACCUGAGCCCAGAUGCUGAGGGGCCUGUGCCCCCUGCUCCGUGCAGAGAGACAUCCCGGCGACAGCGGCCCCGCAGCCUGCGGGAGCUCAGCUUCUCCAGCUCGGCACUGCCGGCACCAGCGCGUCGGGGACGGCCAGGCAGCAGGGUGGCCUGCCCACGCCCAGCUCCUGUCCCCCCAGGCGUGGUGUGGCGGGGAUGAGGAGCCGGCAGCGGAUGUUUGCCGCCGUGAUGCGCCUGCUGCUCAAGUGCCUGCGGCUGGGGCGGCGGCGGCGCUUCAGGCUGCUGCGGCAGCUGGAGCAGCUGUGGCACUACGGGCACCUCUGCCUCCGCUCCCUGCUCUACAACUCCUUCACCAACGGCGAUGUGGUGCUCGACUCUCUCUUCGAGCCGGUCUACUGGCUGGUGGACCAUGUCACCCGAUGGUUUGGUGUGGUGUUUGUGGCACUGGUGAUUGGGCUGACGAGCUCUAUUGUGGCCAUCGUGUACAUCUGCCUGCUGCCCCUCAUCCUGCAGACCUACACACCUGCCUGGAUAUGCUGGCACCUCGCCUAUGGACACUGGAAUCUCAUCAUGAUUGUCUUCCACUACUACAUGGCUAUCACCACUUCACCUGGGCACCCACCACAGGCCAAGAACGACCUCACUGGUGUGUCCAUCUGCAGGAAAUGCAUUGCCCCUAAGCCAGCUCGCACCCAUCACUGCAGCAUCUGCAACAGGUGUGUGCUGAAGAUGGACCACCACUGCCCCUGGCUAAACAACUGUGUGGGCCACUACAACCACCGCUACUUCUUCUCUUUCUGCCUGUUCAUGACCAUGGGCUGCAUUUACUGCAGCAUCAGUGGCUGGGACAUGUUCCGGGAUGCCUACGCAGCCAUUGAGAGAAUGAAACUGCUUGAGAAGGAGAGACUGCAGGUGGCUGCCAACCAGACAUACUACCAGACCCCACCACCCACCUUCACCUUCCGCCAGAGAGCUUUCCACAAGAGCGUGGUCUACCUCUGGGUCCUGUGCAGCUCGGUGGCACUGGCCCUGGGUGCCCUGACGCUGUGGCACGCUGCCCUCAUUACUCGCGGGGAAACGAGCAUCGAGCGGCACAUCAACAGAAAGGAGAGGCAGAGACUGCAGAAGAAAGGCAAGGUGAGCAGAGCCCACGGCACGGGGGCUGGCUGGGGCAGAGCCAGACGUGAUGUGCCUCUCCCUGUCCUGCAGGUCUUCAGGAACCCCUACAGUUACGGCAGCUGGGAUAACUGGAAGGUGUUCCUCGGUGUGGAUGUGCCAAGGCACUGGCUCACCCGUGUCCUGCUGCCCUCUCCUCACCUGCCCCACGGGACAGGCCUGAGCUGGGACCUGCCUCCAUGCGUGACGGACCAACGCGCGCCACUCCUGGCAAUCUGAGGCCCUCUGCUCUGGAAAUCCCUUCCUGCAGGCAGGGGAACCCACUCCACCACUGCAGCUUCCUUUGGCCAAAGUGCCUGGCAGAAGGCUGGCACAUAUCAUUGACUGGAGCCAGGGCCAUGGGGAACUCUUAUGGACAGCGUUGGUGCCUGGACACCUGCCCUCUUGGCUCUUGGUAGCUGCAGGCAGCCCAGGGGCGAGGUGGCAGAGCUGCUGUUUCCUGCUCCAGCUGGCUGGUGCUGGCCCUCAUCAGCACAGGUACGGGCCAGCAUUGGCCCAGCUCAGCUCUCUGAAGGGCUGGGCACAGAGGAUGGCACCCCCAAGUGCUCCCCGGGGAGUCUUUUUAGGACCAUCUACUAAAUACUGUUUUUUUUUAA
Molecule: messenger RNA, 3371 nt
Organism: Melospiza georgiana
Lineage: Eukaryota; Metazoa; Chordata; Aves; Passeriformes; Passerellidae
Gene: ZDHHC16
Product: zinc finger DHHC-type palmitoyltransferase 16
Exons: 9
Coding region: 1795-2994 (399 amino acids)
Biological process (GO): protein palmitoylation
Cellular component (GO): Golgi apparatus
Molecular function (GO): palmitoyltransferase activity
Source: RefSeq, a predicted model, not a curated record